This is a messenger RNA of Angiostrongylus costaricensis, 420 nucleotides long. NCBI's taxonomy places the organism in Eukaryota, Metazoa, Nematoda, Chromadorea, Rhabditida, Metastrongylidae. The record is from the annotation of a GenBank genome assembly.
UUUUUUCGUGCAGGUCCAAUAGCAUACCUGCCUUUGGCUAAAAAUCUUUCUUCCCUUGUUUGGUGUACGUCAGCUGAGGAAGCGGAGCGAUUGAUUGCAUUGACGAAGGAUGAAUUUGUCGAUGAACUCAACUACUGCAUGUUUACUGAGAAAGACCAGAUCGACUGCGUCAAAAAAACACUGUUUGCUUUUUCUAAAAUUCCAUUCGUUGCAAAAAAACCCCGCUCCAACACCCUAGCCUCCCCACGCCUUCGCUGUGCUUUAAUUGGAGAUGCAGCUCAUCGCACUCAUCCUUUAGGUGGUCAGGGUGUGAAUCUUGGCUGGAAUGAUGUUGCUGUACUGAAUCGCAUACUAGCUCGGGCUGCAUUAGAUGGAGCCGAUCCCGGUGCAUUGACGUAUCUGAGAGAUUACGAUACGUAA